Talpa occidentalis (Iberian mole) is the source of this 1822-nucleotide messenger RNA. RefSeq names its product cholinergic receptor nicotinic beta 2 subunit (gene CHRNB2). The record is from RefSeq and is a predicted model, not a curated record. Gene Ontology annotation, cellular component: neuron projection; postsynaptic membrane; synapse. Gene Ontology annotation, biological process: chemical synaptic transmission; nervous system process; regulation of membrane potential. Gene Ontology annotation, molecular function: transmembrane signaling receptor activity; acetylcholine-gated monoatomic cation-selective channel activity. Bases 1 to 1506 code for a protein of 501 amino acids. The transcript is spliced from 6 exons. NCBI's taxonomy places the organism in Eukaryota, Metazoa, Chordata, Mammalia, Eulipotyphla, Talpidae.
AUGGCCUGGAGCUCCGGCCCCAUGGCGCUGCUCCUCAGCUUUGGCCUCCUCGCACUGUGCUCAGGAGUCUGGGGUACAGACACAGAGGAGCGGCUGGUGGAGCAUCUCCUGGAUCCUUCCCGAUAUAACAAGCUUAUCCGUCCAGCCACCAAUGGGUCUGAAUUGGUGACAGUACAACUCAUGGUAUCGCUGGCCCAGCUCAUCAGUGUGCAUGAGCGGGAGCAGAUCAUGACCACUAAUGUCUGGCUGAACCAGGAGUGGGAGGAUUAUCGCCUCACCUGGAAGCCUGAGGAGUUUGACAACAUGAAGAAAGUUCGGCUCCCCUCCAAACACAUCUGGCUCCCAGAUGUGGUCCUAUACAACAAUGCUGACGGCAUGUACGAGGUGUCCUUCUAUUCCAACGCCGUGGUGUCCUAUGACGGCACCAUUGCAUGGCUGCCACCUGCCAUCUACAAGAGCGCUUGCAAGAUCGAAGUAAAGCACUUCCCGUUUGACCAGCAGAACUGCACCCUGAAGUUCCGUUCAUGGACCUACGACCGCACGGAGAUUGAUUUGGUGCUCAAGAGUGAUGUGGCCAGCCUGGACGACUUCACACCCAGUGGCGAGUGGGACAUUGUGGCCCUGCCCGGCCGGCGCAACGAGAACCCCGACGACUCCACCUACGUGGACAUCACAUACGACUUCAUCAUCCGCCGCAAGCCGCUCUUCUACACCAUCAAUCUCAUCAUCCCCUGCGUGCUCAUCACCUCACUGGCCAUCCUGGUCUUCUACCUGCCGUCCGAUUGCGGAGAGAAGAUGACGCUGUGCAUCUCGGUGCUGCUGGCGCUCACCGUCUUCCUGCUGCUCAUCUCCAAGAUAGUGCCGCCCACCUCUCUGGAUGUGCCGCUCGUCGGCAAGUACCUCAUGUUCACCAUGGUGCUCGUCACCUUCUCCAUCGUGACUAGUGUGUGUGUGCUCAACGUGCACCACCGCUCGCCCACCACGCACACCAUGGCGCCCUGGGUCAAGGCCGUCUUCCUGGAGAGGCUGCCCACGCUGCUCUUCAUGCAGCAGCCGCGCCACCACUGCGCCCGCCAACGCCUGCGCCUGCAGAGACACCAGCGCGAGCGAGAGGGGGCUGGAGCCUUCCUCUUCGGUGAGGCCCCGGGGGCUGACUCCUGCACGUGCUUCGUCAACCCCGCGUCCGUCCAGGCCUUGGAUGGGGCCUUCAGUGCUGAAUCCGCGCGAGGCGGCCCGGGGCGCUCUGGGGGACCGUGUGACUGCGGCCUCCGGGAGGCGCUCGACGGCGUGCGCUUCAUCGCCGACCACAUGCGGAGUGAGGACGACGACCAGAGCGUGAGUGAGGACUGGAAGUAUGUCGCCAUGGUGAUCGAUCGUCUGUUCCUUUGGAUCUUUGUCUUCGUCUGUGUCUUUGGCACCAUCGGCAUGUUCCUGCAGCCUCUCUUCCAGAACUACACCACGGCUACCUUCCUCCAUGCAGACCACUCAGCCCCCAGCUUCAAAUGAGGCCUCCCCAGCUCCAUGCUCCUUCCUCCCUUUGCCCUCUGUUGUAGGACAGUUCUGGGUGGAGGCGGGAUAAGUGAGCUACCAGGCCAAGGGGCACUGCCCCCAGAGAUUCACCCAUUUACUUCACCUAGAGCGCUACUCCCACACCUUCCCCAUUCCCACAGCCAUGCCAACCAGGAGGCUGGACCAGCUGUGAGCCUUUCAGCUGCUGUCCUCUUGUGCCAACCUGGGCAGCAGUGCUGAAGGUGGAGGCUGAAGGCUGAGAAGUAGAGGACAGAAUAAUAGUCUUCUACCUGGAGGAAAGCGUGAUGGGGAA